Messenger RNA from Papaver somniferum (opium poppy), 1290 nucleotides. Its product is annotated as glycerophosphodiester phosphodiesterase GDPD4-like. The coding region runs from base 22 to 993 and encodes 323 amino acids. Gene Ontology annotation, molecular function: phosphoric diester hydrolase activity. Gene Ontology annotation, biological process: lipid metabolic process. The record is from RefSeq and is a predicted model, not a curated record. NCBI's taxonomy places the organism in Eukaryota, Viridiplantae, Streptophyta, Magnoliopsida, Ranunculales, Papaveraceae. The transcript is spliced from 9 exons.
UCAAGAAAAGAAAAAAGAAACAUGGCGAUUCUGAAAACGAAAAAGAGACAACAAAACCCUAACGAUAUUUGGAAUCAAUUUAUAAGAUUUUCUUCCAAGAAAUUCUUUCGUUUACUUUUGAUUCUCAUUUUGUUAGCUCUUAUUCCUCCAAUUUUCUUUCAUUUUAGACUCAGACGAAUCCAACAGUUACAAUCAAAGAAAUGUGGUUGGAUUAAGAAUCCUCCUUUAGUAUGUGCUCAUGGUGGUGAUCCAACUAAAGCUUUCCCCAAUACUGUUUCUGCAUAUCGCAGUGCCCUUAGCUCCCAAGUCGACUGCAUUGAGGUUGAUGUUUCUCGUUCUUCUGAUGGAAUUUUGUUCGCUCUCCAUGAUAGGGAUUUGCAGCGAAUAUCUGGUAACGAGACUGCAAAAGUUGGUUUCUUGACCAGGAAAGAGCUGAAAGAAUUGGGUGUCAAACAUCUGUCCCAUCAAGAGUUUCACGAACAAGAAAUGUCAACAGUCGAAGAUGCAUUGAUGUUAAUAUCUAAAUCAGUUGGGCAUGUAGUCUUGGAUGCAAAAGUGGGACCUCCAAAAUACGAGCAAGGACUAGCAAAAGAUAUUCUUUCUAUCGUAAAGAGAACACAGUGCCAAAAUUGUAUCAUUUGGGCUAAAAGUGACACAUUAGCUAGGGAUAUAAUCAGACUGUCGUCUGACGUAACGGUUGGUUACAUUGUCAUGAGUGAUCCUUUAACUGGUGCUAGGACCAACAUACUAAGAAUGAAAAAAGCUAGUGUUGUUGGGGUGUAUCACCCUUUAGUUGAUGACAAGCUUGUGAGAGUUCUUCAUGGGAGGAAUAAGAAAGUUUAUUCUUGGACUGUCGACGAUGUAGAUUCUAUGCGGAGAAUGCUAAUUGAACAAGUAGAUGGUGUUGUUACCAACCAUCCUGCGAAGCUUCGACGGCUCAUGCAAGACAUUCAAUCUCAAUGCCUUGAGGAUGGGCUCCCUUUGCCCAGAUAAUAACCUCUCUGUCUGUUUCUGUCUCACUCUGUCCCUAGGUUCAUUCCAACACGUCAUAAGUUGUGGCUUAUACAGAUGGGUCUAAACACCCAAUUAAUUGCACAGCAAAAAUCUCAUUUUUCUGUUCAUAGAAGAGCCAAUAUGUUAGGUUAUUUUCAUGACAAGGGCACUUUGAAAAAUGCCUUGUCUUGCAUUACAUAUUUAUUUAGCAACAAACAAUAUGUUCCAUCUUGUUUUUUUUUUCUUCCUGUUGAAUCUGCAACGCUAUAAAAAAGAAGAAGGAUAUUUUUGUAAUUU